Molecule: messenger RNA, 657 nt
Organism: Micropterus dolomieu (smallmouth bass)
Lineage: Eukaryota; Metazoa; Chordata; Actinopteri; Centrarchiformes; Centrarchidae
Gene: cfap107
Product: cilia and flagella associated protein 107
Exons: 4
Coding region: 1-657 (218 amino acids)
Source: RefSeq, a predicted model, not a curated record
AUGGUACAGGAUAAAUGGGCCCAAACCGGCUGGAGAAGAGAGCAGAAGUAUGCUAAUAAAGUGCUGUUAGGAAACUGGGCUGAAGAGAGAAUUCAGUUCACUCGGGAUCCAAAGACAGUCAACAGCACCAAUCGUAUAGACUACCGUCCCCACUGGGACUUCAAGCCAGACGUCUUUGAGAGAAGAUCUGCCCUGCUGAGAGCUGAGGGGCUUCCAUCCAAGCUGCUGUUUGCCCACUAUGGCCCACCAUCCUCUCAUUACUUGCUCACGCAGUAUGAAGAGAGCUACGGGCAUAAGCACACAAAUGCUUUGCCCAUUCUGCGACCCUGGCAUCCAGACAGCUUGACAUGGCAGCUUGACAGGUCUGACCGGCCAAUUUCUGCCCUUCCAACCAAUGUUGGCCCACUGCAAUCCACAAAGCAUCAUUUGGAAAAGCAGCAGUCACAACUCCCGUCACUCACUGUGUACAGGUCAGCAUACCAGAGGCACCCACUUAGUACCUUCUGCCAGAGCCGCUUUGUCAGGGCUUCACGCAUGCUUUCUAGCCACAUCCAUGCAGCCAAUCACAACAACAAGGACCUGGAUCUGAGACAGUGCUUGCUACUACAAAUCCCAGAUCCUUCUGUUAGCCUACUUCCACAAGCACAACAGGUUUAG